Molecule: messenger RNA, 1083 nt
Organism: Adineta steineri
Lineage: Eukaryota; Metazoa; Rotifera; Eurotatoria; Adinetida; Adinetidae
Source: the annotation of a GenBank genome assembly
AUGGCAUCUACGGUGACAAGAAGAUCAUGUACGAAAUGUAGUAAAGGUGUUGGAGUAGCAAUAUGUGAUGGUUGUCAACAAUCAUUUUGUAUUAAACAUUUUGAUGAACAUCGACAAGAACUUGUUCAACAAUUGGAACAUGUUGGUUUAGAACAUGAUCUCUUGCGAAGAGAUUUAAAUCAACCUAAUAUAGAUCAGCAUCUUCUUAUUCGCAUUGAUACGUGGGAACAAGAAGCUAUUGCUAGGAUUCAAGCAGUUGCAAACACAGCUCGAAAUGAUCUUCGACAAUUAGUUGAUAGACGAAAGGAAGAGAUAAAAAAAUCUGUUAGUAAGAUAACUGAUGAUCUUCAAUCAUGCCGAGAAUCGUUUGAUUUUACUGAACUUGAUAUUAAGAAAUGGAGUCAACAAUUGGAAGAAUUGCGAAAGUCAUUUGAAUCUUCGUCGUCUUUUUGUAUUGUUGAAGAUGAUAAAUCAAAAUCGAGCAUUUCUAUAAUUCAGGUUUAUGAUCGACAGUAUCUUCGCUCGAAUAAUAUUUCUAUCGAAUCCUCACGACGCUCUUCAGUUACUGCUGUUCAAAGAUCGAAUUCUGUAUUAGCGUUUAAUGAAAAAUUCGAUGAAAUUGACGGAAAAGCAAAAACAUCUGAAGAAAAUCUUCUAGUUACAUGUUAUUCGAGAACAUUUUUAUUUCCUGCGAUUAUUUAUGGUAUUAAUCUAUAUUCAACGGGUAUACAUCGUAUAAAGUUUCGGAUCGAAAAUAUUAAAAAUUCAAUUUUUUUUGGUAUCAGUACAUCAUCGGAUAAGAUAAGAAAAGCUGAUAUGUUCGAUACAUCUCUUUAUGGAUGGUGGGAUAUAGUUCGAUCUGUUGUCGCUAGUGAACUUCACAAGAGCGAUGACAAGAAAAUCUUAGAAACCGGUGAUGAAGUGACGUUAAUAGUAGAUUGUAAUGAUCAACAGAUCCAACUCCAACAUCAUCGAACUAAUCGAUUAGUUCAGCUAUAUAUCGAUGGUGAGAUCUGUCCUUUUCCUUGGAGAAUAGUCGUCAAAUUACGAGCAGAAGGUGAUUCUGUUCGUAUUCUACACUGA